UAUCCGAAAAAAUGUUUGCUAUAUUUAACAUUUCAUAAUUUCAAGGCAUAGAAACGGUGCACACCAACAUUUUGGCGGUAGACGCAAACACCUAUCAAAUUCUACAUAUAAUUGGGCUCAAAAAAGCUCUAUUGGGUUUUUUGCUAAAUUGCCCAGCUUCAGAUUAAAAGAAGAAAAACCGUCGAAUUGUCCGAGAAAAUAAGCGCUAUAUUUGCACACCUCACACUUCUGUUAGGUAGUUUCCAAGAAGUGUUUUCCAGCCUUAGCUGCUUCACGGUCUAGAAAUGCGAUAAAUUUAAGUUUUAGUUAACUACCGUACUCAAAUAUUCAAGUGUCUAUUAAUAGGUUUACACAUAUCACAUUUUUGUGCAUACAAAUAGUUGGACUAUUUUUAAAACGAUCGGCAAACUUGAUGUUUAAUAACGAUUCAGUAUGGGAAAAUUCACUGUGUAAAUCCCCAGCUACUCACUUAUAGAGACAAAGAAUGCCCUCUAUAGAGCAAGAAUCCAGUCACUUCGAGUCUAUUGAUUCUUUUGGAGUUGGCUGAUUCACUUGAGCGAAAGUUCACUUUUGAAAGUUUAGAGCCCAUGCGCUAACACCCCCCACGUUUUCCAUCGAUUUUCUUAUCGCACGUUUCAAGCCCCCGCAGGAAGCGCUUUUUCUCAUCAUCUCACCGUUUUCGUUCCACUUUCUAUGCGUUUCCAAAAUACAAUGCUGAAACAUCCUGCUACUGAAAAUAAUGUAAAUUUUCCGAUACAGUGCGCGUUUCUGGAACAAUAAAAUGGCAUUUGCAAAUAGUUCGGCGCUGAAAACUCCCACGGCUCUGGAACAGCUUUUAGAAGAGAUAAAUUUCCAGAGAACCAAGGAAAUGCGUCAACUGUUGAAAGAUGAUUCAGGAUUUGUGAUGCUCCAAGGCACAACUUACUGGACCGAUCUGUUUGUGCGGCACUUUCUAUUCCAGAACGAUUCCACCAUCGAUUGUGAUGAUUUGUUGUUUUUCGUCCGGAAAAAACACGUCAAAGGAUCUCCGAGAUAUUUGCCGAAGUUCGAGACAGAAGUGGAUGUUUUCCGGAAAGACAGCAAAAAGCUUCCCAUUGGGGACCCGGACAUCGAUUGGGAGGAAACCGUCUACCUCAACCUGAUCAUACACCAGUUUGAAUAUACUUUGACUUUGGCCAUUUGCACGCGAACCAGCCCGAAGGAGCUGCAAGUCCUCAAAAGACACUCGCAGAAAGUCUACGCGUCUCCUAGUAGGAGAAGAAUGGACACCAAGGGCGACGUGGAGGAGAUAACGUACCCCCACAUUUGCUUCAUGGUGGACAACUUCGACGAAGUCUUUCAAGACAUUCUGGUGCGAGAUGGCGAAAUGGUCUGCGUUGAACUGGUGGCUGCUGAUAAAGUGGGAACCGUUCAAGGCGUGAUUUUUUUGGGUUCCAUCCGAUACGACGCCCUAAAGAAAGUCUACGACGCACGGCAGUCGAGCCUGGGCACAAAAAUGGCACAAAAAAUGACGUUUGGCCUAUUUUCGAAUUCCACUGCCCAACGAUGUGAAUUUGUGCGAAUGAAGGGCCCACAGGGCAAAGGCCACGCGGAAAUGGCGGUCACCAAGCCCAAAGGCUCAGGAGUGGAAACGCCCACUUCUGAGCCGGGAUUCUGCGCCACUGAUAUGUGGGAUUCCGACUGGGAGGAUGAACAAGACGAUUGUCUGUACCGCUCCCAAAGAAGACUGAGCGAUCCGAGCGCCAAUAUUAACAAUUUUGUGAGAGGCGGUUGGAGGACGAAGCUGGACGUGAAGGCGAGAUCGGAAAGCGAGGGUCUGGACAACUGGGAUAAUGGUUUCAGUGAGAUCGAAGCUGGCGACCUAAGAGAUGGCCAGACUGGUCCUGCUUCUACCUCCAAAUCGAGCUGUUGCGGCUGCUUCCGACGAAGAAAGCGAGGUUCCAUCAUUCUGCUUGAAAUGUAUGAUCGACCGCCCUGCGUCAAUCCCUCAAAAUGCGCCCUCAAGGCCCCAUUGGGGCCGCCCGAGCACAAGUGCGUCUGUACUCCGCAUGUGAACAGUCUGCUGAAUCAAUCCGAGUACGAAGUGGGCAAGGAGAAGUCGAAGAAAAAGUGCAAGCAAUUGAAAAUUGUCAAGGAUGCCAAAGGGAAACCGAACAAGUACAGUUCGGAGUUUGAGUUUGCUGAUGAUGCGAUCAGUUUGAAUGCGGAGAGUUUUGAGGAGCGGCCUCCGAGCAGGGCGAGUAUUAAAAGCAAUACGUCGAUUGAAAAAAGCACCACCGAGAAUCCGUAUGUUACGGUCAAUGGCAAGGAGGAGUUGCCAUGUGUGGAGGAAAUCGGGAAAAUGCAAUCGAAAGAACUCAAUAAGAACAUCAACAUUAAGACUGAGGAACUAAACAACUGUCUGGACAAUAAUAAACAAGAGGAAACUCACACAAGAGCCAACAGAAACUUUGAUGGUAACUCCAAUAAGGUAUCUUCAGUCAAGCAGAUUUACUCCUACUGCACUCUUCCGAAGAACGCGAAGAAACCCACAAGCAAAACCAGCCAUAAGAAUGCCAUUCCUCCGAAGCGAGUCACUCCUGAUGGAACCAGCAUUUACUACUGGUGCGACAUUAACAAAAAACAUCUAAACGAACUAGGCGAUGGCGCCUACAAUCCUCUAUGGACGAUGAGAGGUUUUACGCAGACUUUUCACUUUUGGAAGGAGAAUAAGAGGGCGCAAUCCGUACCACUAAAUGCCUUUCUCACUUACGUUACCCUGCCAUGGUGGAGCAUAGCCAAAGAUAUCCUGGACCACAGAGAGGGCCCCAUACUGACGUUCUAGAGGUAAAACAACGAUAAUCUUGUACGAAAAUAGUUUUUUUUUAUGUCAAUUUUGCGCAAUUUAUCCAGAUUCUGCUUUGGAGUUUCCAAACGUUUAUUUGAAUUGUUCAGGUUGUUUAAAAUCCCGUUUGGCCCCUUAAGACUGUGCCUCCCAUGUGAAUCAGGAAAUAAAACAAUUUUUUAUUACUG
This is a messenger RNA of Dendroctonus ponderosae (mountain pine beetle), 3012 nucleotides long. RefSeq lists its product as uncharacterized. The record is from RefSeq and is a predicted model, not a curated record. The transcript has 9 exons. Bases 782 to 2824 code for a protein of 680 amino acids. NCBI's taxonomy places the organism in Eukaryota, Metazoa, Arthropoda, Insecta, Coleoptera, Curculionidae.